Molecule: messenger RNA, 1944 nt
Organism: Talaromyces rugulosus
Lineage: Eukaryota; Fungi; Ascomycota; Eurotiomycetes; Eurotiales; Trichocomaceae
Exons: 2
Coding region: 1-1944 (647 amino acids)
Source: RefSeq, a predicted model, not a curated record
AUGAAGGAUCUGGAAUCCGGCGAUAGAAGAAGCGAUAGGGCUGUCAACGAAACAACAGAUGAACUCGCCCGAUCUGACGACUCUCUUGAUUUGCCUGAUGACGAGGUAGAACACGGCCUGCUGGGCGGGCGAAGCAGUCGCCACGCAGACACAGGAGAACAUUCCUUUUCUAGUUCACGCCGAUUAGGGUGUUGUGCAUCGUUCCUCAGAGGCCCAGAGCCUCCGCGCAAACAUCGCAUCGAGCCGUUCUUUAAGAGCUUUCAGACAGCGCCCAUUCGGAUGGUAGACCGAUGGCUGCCUACCCAGAAAUCGAAGUUGAUAGCCCUGGCUGUGUUCCUUGCCUUAUGGGCGUCAAUAUUUUUAACAAUUCUGGAUUGGUCCAUUGUCCGCCCUGAAGUCCCGGGGUAUGGGGCUCCAAAUCGCCUAUCAUGUGGAUCAAGGCUAUGGCAUAAUGGCACACUAUGUGGAAUUAAUGGAGAUGCAUGUCGCCCUUUUGAUACCGACGGCUUCGCGUUCAGAUGCCCUGCCGGGUGUCUUGGCGAACUCAUUCUCGAGCCUUACACUGUGGGCGACCAGGAGGUCAAUUAUAAGAGUCUCGUCAUCGGAGGUGCCUCAGAGACCGAUCCCGAGUCUAGCUAUCGGGGUGAUUCAUUCAUCUGUGGCGCUGCGUUGCAUGCCGGCGUCAUCAGCAAUGCGGUCGGAGGCUGCAGUAUUCUCCGACGCACUGGAGAAAAGAAUUCUUUUGGUUCUGUGAAACAGAAUGGCAUUUCGAGUUUCUCGUUUGACUCCUAUUUUCCGUUGUCGUACACCUUUGAGAAAGGAACCGCGGUUUGUCGCGACCCACGGUGGCCGUUGUUUUCGCUAUCCGUGCUCUUCACGGCGGUAAUAUCGCUGUGCACUACUUCGCCGGCCGCUUUUUAUAUGUCCAUCUGGUUCAUAUCAUGGUUUCAAGUCGCAUUGGUCUCAGACCCUCCGUUCUCCUCCGACUAUCUCGAGGUUGUCUCCACCGCGAUGGGUCGUUUCCUGCCGGCUGCCUUUGUCGGCUGGGCCAUAUAUCGUUUUUCUGUUCGAGACACACUCACAGGCCUGACUGCACAAUGGGAGAAGACAAUCCUGUGGCUUGGACCAUUUUGGGUUGGGGCACUGAACACUGAUACCUUUGACAAAAUCCCCAUUUCGCGUCUGACUCCACACGACAUCAAACAACAACCCGGAGCUAUUCCAGCACUGAUCAUCAUAGUUGGUGUCAUUGUGACUACUGUGGUUACCCAGGCCUAUGUGAUCUGGACUGAAGGCAAAUUGCCCCAUUAUUUGGUGAUUUACGGCGUCAUGGCUGGCUCCUUGGUCGUGAUGAUUGUCAUACCGCAGCUCAACCUCCGUAUCCAUCAUUACAUCCUCUCUUUGCUAUUCCUCCCCGGGGUCGCAUUCCAAACUCGCCCAUGUCUUAUAUACCAGGGCCUUCUGGUAGGGUUCUUCGUCAACGGCAUCGCUCGCUGGGGUUUUGAUAGCAUUCUUCAAACACCCGCAGCCUUGCUCGGAGACGCUCAAAUCGGCAGUCUUCUCCCUACCAUCGCCGCCCCCAUUUUGCAACCGGACGGGAACGGCGUCUCAUUCUCCUUUACAAAUCUUCCUCAGGACAUUACCGGGAUCGCCGUGCUGGUAAACGACGUGUUGCGUUCCCACUUAUACCUUGACGCAUCUUCUUCUUCUGCCAAUGGUAGUAGCACUGAUGCUAUCGAAGAACGAGAUGGACGAGAUGCUACUACCCCGGAUACAUUGAAUGUUGACUGGGCCCGUCUUCAUCAAGGGCUACCCGAGUAUUUCCGAUUCUCAUACAUCAAGACAAGCUCACUAGGGGGACUCUGGUACGAAGAUUUUACAAAAGCUGGGGUAUUGAAAGCAGAUGGGGAAUGGGUUGACAUGCCCCCUGGGCCAAGUCGGUGA